Molecule: messenger RNA, 16536 nt
Organism: Plasmodium knowlesi strain H
Lineage: Eukaryota; Apicomplexa; Aconoidasida; Haemosporida; Plasmodiidae
Product: conserved Plasmodium protein, unknown function
Exons: 7
Coding region: 1-16536 (5511 amino acids)
Source: RefSeq, a predicted model, not a curated record
AUGUUAGUUCAGAGGUAUUCCUACGGAGGAUUCUUAAAUUUGCAUAAGUAUCUCUCCAACGCGAACAUAAACAUAAUACAAGAAAUAAGCACGAAGAAUAGUGUCUCAAAUUUGGUAGCCAAGUUGAGGGAAUUCAGAAAGUACAAGGAAAAUGUAUAUGAGAUGUUUACCAACAGCUGUUCCAGCUUUGUUGAGAAGCUGUACACAGAAACCUACCUUAACAUAGACAAAUCGUUAAUGCAGAUAAACGAACUUUUAAUAAAAGAGGUGAAGUAUCUGUUGCUGACCAAGAGUGAUAUGAUCACAGACGAAGCGAAAGUGAAAGAAGAAAAUUUUAAAAAAAAUUUGGUGGAUAAAUUGUAUGACGAAUUUCUACAGCAAGAAAAAUCAGAGAAAGAUGAAAAUACUUUACUGUACUUCAACAAAAUCAACAUGGCUCAUAAAUUCAGAAAAUUUCUUAACCUCUACUCAAUUGAUGAUCCUGAGGCCAGCGAAAUUAUUCUGAGUUUGAUACAAAUUGACACGUCCAAAGUAAGGGUAGAUCACAAGUCGGUGCUUAAAAGUUUUGAUGAUAUUUUAAAUUCCUCCAAACCUCACGUUUUUCUGAAAUCCUUUUUUAGUGGAAAUGAACAAGUCAUUAAUGAUUCCUUCUUGAGGACCUACUGGAUGUGUCUAAAAAAUUUGCACCAAUAUUUUAGGUCGUAUAAUUCUCACGUAUUGUCAAUACUAGGGGAGGAUUUCAAAAAUGUGAUUUUCAAAUAUUUAGACGAUGUUAUAUGCAACAAUAAUGAGAAAAUAAUUCACAACGAUCAGGCAAAUUACUUCUUAAACAUACACCAUUUUUUUGACACCUUCAUAACUCUCAUCAUAUCCAAGGUACACAACUCCAAGGUUACCAUUUUAAACGAAAAUGGUAUUCUUAUAUCCAUCCGCAUAAAUACUCUCCCCGAUAAAACUAUUCAGCUUGUUUCUACCAAAUAUUAUUCCGGUACUCUCAUACCGCAUAGAGUUUUUGACGAUGUUACUUACCUCUUGGUGCAUGAGGAUUUUCCCAUUUUGGAGCACCUCCAAAAUUUUGAAAUCACCUCUAUUAAUGCGGACGGCGCGUCGGUCAAUUCUUCUGACAAUAAGUACACCCUCAUGAACGAAAGUAUGAAAAUUUUUUCCGUGACGUCCCAAGAGAAUGAGGAAAUUAAAAAAUGCAUUAAGGAGGAGGUGCACCAAACUUCGAAGAAAAAAGAAAGGACGAACAGCAGAUACUACAAAUCAGUGGGGGAUAUUCUAGCCGCAUAUAAUGGACGAAAAAAUAUCACGGAGAAUGACAUUUACCUGUUGUUGCUUAACAUGAUUAGAGGUAAUUUGACCAACCUAAGUCUCCUAUUUUCACUAGAAAUAAUUAAUUACCUCGAUGAAUACUGUGAGGAUGUGGAGUUGGAAGACGAGGAGUUAGUAGACAUAGAUUCUGGCGAUGAUAAUAAGAAGGAAAGAAAAAAUAGAACAUACAACAACGAUUUCGGUUACAACUUCCCCAAUUCGGAUAAGCAUGAAUUGGAAGAAGACAACUUGUAUAUCGGUUCGAUGGAAAAUAUAUCCUACAAUCAAUUUUAUGAAAACCCCAAGUUGAAGGUUCUAUACGACUCAAUCUCUAACAUUAGUGGAUCUGCCAAUGCAGAUGUGAGCAACUUAAAGGGGACUACUACCAUACCGACUUUAUCUUCAGACGAAAUGAAUUUUAAAAUGAUGUCUUCUCUCCAUUCUUCCAAUUAUAAUGCAUCCCAUCCGGACAUGAAAAAAAUGUUUUCUCCGUAUGAAGAAUCACAUGGUACAUCCCUUCCCAACUUAUCCUCCUUGUCGAGUAUCACACAAGGUAGCUCUCGCGAAAACAUGUCUGAUUCCACUGUAGAUGCUUCCGAUUUGAGCAGAAGUUCAUCAAGUCUAUCUCUUAAUUCAUCGCCCGAUUUUCCCACUACUAAUAUGGUCGAGUGGGCCACAGACAGUGCAAGGAAGACGGUGUCCAAUGAGGGACUCGAACAAGAUGGGGAGUACCUAUCUGACUGGAGUAUGCAAGAUGAGGAUGAAAAUAAUGCAGGAGAAAGUAAAAGCGCUGGAAGCAGCUUUCCUUCUUCUGUCUCAGGUAUCGGGUCUUCCCUCUCUGGGGAAACCACACCAUCCGAGCAGAUCGACUACACAACGGCGGGUUCAUCCACGGAUAGUUUUCACAAUGAAGUGAAGGAGGAACAAUUGGCAGAUAAAGCAACUAGUAAUUUUCAUCCUAUGUUGAACGUAUCUGAGAAUCGCACAAUGAGCAAUACUACAGAAAGCCUUACAGAAGGGGAAGAUCCAUAUGAUUCAAAAAAUGGCUUAAAUUGGAAAGACGCGGAAAAAUUUUCCACCCAUAAUAUAUCCAACUUGCGGAGCGAUAAAAAUAAUGACAGCACAAAUGAACAGGAAAAUUACGAACGAAACAAUAAAGAAAUAACAAGCAGCGCAUGGUACCUGAGAUCCAUCUGUAGAAAGAAAAAAAUUAUGGAAAAAGAAAAAUUAAAAAGUGUGAAGGAAUUAAGAAACGACUUGCUACGAACAAAGUACAGUGUUUUUAAUAAAAUUGUAUUAUUUCUUAAUGAAGCAAAUUUAAAAAAUAUAUUCGAAUCAACCUUCUUCGAUUCGAUUCAAAUGAAAAAUGCUAUCAUCAGGAUCAUGUCUUCCUACGAGAUAGAUAAUCUUACAAAUAUUUUAAAUGUCAAUAUGAGUGAUUUAAAUAACCACUUUUUCCACUUGCGCAAUAUUUAUCUAAAUAAAGAAAAAAUUUUAUCCUUCUUCAAUUUGAACACAAGUCAAAAUGUCUUUAGCAAAAUUGAGAGCAAGUUUUAUUCUGUCUUUACCACCGUAUGGUUCCAUUAUACAAAUUACUUGUUUAAAAUUCUGGACAUUUUUGGAGUUUCCGAACUGCGCCUGCUUUCAAGCAUGUAUCAUUCUCUGGUUGUGAGGAACAAAGAUGAAAAUCACCUGAGUCUCUUAAACUAUUUUGGUUUCACAGAUGUAUUCAUGGUUUAUUUAUUACUCAUACGCUUGAGGAGAAAUGUGUACUACAUUAACCAGAAUAAGGCUUUCCAUGUUCACAACGGGUCUUCCUUAAAAGUGGACCCCCUGUACAUUGCCCGUGGCAACAACGGCUACUUCUAUGUCUUCAAGAAUAAUUGCGGCGUUAAAAUUUUGAGCAGCAACUUGGAUAACAAGAACAAAAUUGACGCGGGCUUCGGUCUCCAUUUUUACGUGAUUAAGAACAUUGACAAAUCCAUCUUCAGCGCCAACCACUGGACCGAAUACGACUUGGAGGGCGAAACGAAACUCUCGCUAGCCAAGAAAAGCAUCUCCUCCCUCCUAGAAUCAAUUGACCACGGAAGCAUAUACUACAAUAUAAACGACAACAAAGACACGCAGAAGUACUCCUUCCUCAGCAUUUAUAGAAACGAAAACGCUAGCAACAUUAACGACUUGCCGGCCCUCAUUACCGCCAUCAUAUGUGGACAAUUAUAUGAUAUAAACUUAGUGAAGGAGUGUAUAAGGAAGGACGAAGUUUUUUUCUCUUUCACAAAUAAAAUGAACUCCAUCGUCUACAACUUCUACAACAACAGUACCAGUUUUAAGAAUGUCACCUUUAUAUCCUCCAAGCAGUCCUAUGAAAAUGCAUUCAGCGAUUUUUAUAAUAACGAAAAGAUACUCCUCGGGGCAUUGCUCCUCUACCUGGACGGAAUGAAGCAAGACGUGGCCCGAUUAUCCACCGAAAACGAAAUAAGAUACAACUUUUCAUUCGUGUACAACCUUAUCAAAAUGCAUAUUCUGAAGAAAUCUGUGUCCACCUACAAGACACAGUCCCAGUUGUAUGCCCUGGAGGAAAUCAUGUUUAAAUAUAAACUCUACAGCGAGAAAAUAGCCAAUGCUCUUACUCUCCUCAACGACCUGAACAGGGGAAACUCAGAACUCAUCGAAAUUUUGGACACGAUGUCCCUAAUUUUCUAUCGCAUGAAGGUGGAGGACCUAGGUCAUGCCAUAGGGCAAGGUAUCCCAGAAGUACAUGCAGAAAUACUUAUCCUUGAUCUAAUGGAUGUAAUAAAUAUAGUAGCCUUUUUUCAUAAAGUACUUAAUAAAAUAGAAACUGUGAGGGAACUGGAAGACCUAAUAGACAAGGAGAAGGUGAUCAAACUUCACAUCGAGGAAAUCAUACAAGUGGUGAAAAAUAUUUUUGAAAGUUACGACAACUACUACUACGACAUCAUAGGGGAUGAUAUAAAAAACACUAUUAAGGAGACUUUGCUAAAAAAAAUGAAAAACUUAUUCAUAAAUUAUAAAAGGUUUAUUAAUGAAGAGAGUAAAAAGUUGUCGUCCAAGUUUAUCAAGAAUUUAACAAAAAAAAAAUCAUUUUUUCUAUUUGAAGGACCAGUUACGUACAAUUUUCCCAUAGAUAUAUCCUACGGUAAGGUGAAGAAUUUCGAGCAAAUAUUUUUCCUAGACUUGAUAGAGUACUCUUACUCGGACUACACCAGUUCUCACCUGAAGUAUGCGCACGAGAAGGACGAGGACGAAGGAAAUAACAGCAUGUCUAAAUUGAUUGAACGGGUGAAGAAGAUAAGUUUGCUAUACCACGCGUUUGACAUUCCGAAGGAAUACAAUGAGAAACUUUUCGACCACAUCUUCGAGUUCUCUCAAAAGGGAUCCGUCAAUAAGUCCUUUGUUCAGCGAAGCAAGCUUUGGGGGAGAGAUGUAACGGAGGAGAGCUACACGAAGCUAUGCAUAGUAAACCUGCAGAGGCGGCUGAGGUACUACUUCGAAAGCAGCCGCAUACACAAGCUUGUGGACUUCAUGCUGAAAUACAAUGAAAUAAAAAUCGGAAUCAAGAAGCCAGUGAAGGAAGGAAAAGGGAGCACCAAUUUGUACCUCUGCAUAAAAGACCAGUGGUUCUACAAACACAGUUUCCAGAACAUGAAAUCAUACCUAUCAAAUAUUAGAAUGAAAUUUAACUUUAACGUAGAGGACAUAAAAAUGUGUGCUAAGCAUAAUAGUGGCUACCCACACCUGAAUACUUUAACACAUGCUAUGCUAAAUAUACUGGCAUACGAGCUACAUAACAUUUUCAAUAAGGCGGAAAAGUUCGAUUCCAUGUUUUCACUCAUGAAUGUGAAAAAUACAGACAUUUCCAGUAAACUGAUAUUCCAAAUUAACAAUGUCCUGAACAUGAAGCAGAAAAUUUGCAUCUUUUACUACUCCAAGAAUACCUUACUUCACGUUACGGAGAUCCUGAGUCAACAUUUUAAAGAGAGAAUUAUUUACAUGUCUGACAACAUGAAGGGAGGGUAUGACGUGUAUUCAUUUAAUCCAGCGCGGAAGGAAGGUGGCAACAAAAUAAUUAUACUUAAAGAAGGGCACACUUUUAAAGUGUACAACCACAGCAGUACCUUAUUCAGUCAUGAAAUGCACCACUUGCGGGACACAUCGACGCUCCACAUAUACUACGAAGAGUUGGUGAAGUUGAAGAAGUACCUGGAGGCGCUGGAGAGCGAAUACACAGAUAAUCCGAACACGUCGGUGGAGGAUAUCCACACGGCCAUUCGGGGUCACAACACGGAAAAGAACUACACGAACAUACAGCAGAUGAUUCUAACCCUGAUAGAGCGAAAGGAUGUCGGGAACAGGAAGAAGGUGAUUCUUCGAAAUAUAAUUGACUUAGACAUAGUCAAGCACAGAAACAAGAGAGUAAAGAAUAACUACCUGCACCUGCUGUACCUGGAGGUAUUCUCUCUUUUCGGAUUUGGUCCCUACAGCGAUUUAGAUAACUUAUUGAAGGACCUCUUUCUAUGCGAUAAGGGUCUCCUAGAAUGGUUUCAGUUAUCUCUUUCGGAGGUGAGAAAGGGUGCAAAUGAUGAAGACAACUACAGCAAACUACGUAUGUUCGUUUCUGCACUAAGGUAUAUGAUAAAAAAGCUAGACAACAUAUUAUCGAAAAAUAUGCUAGAGAAACAUGAACUGGAAAAUGCUAUAGAAUUUUUUAAAAAGAAAAAAGACGAUAUAAUACCAUUUGAUUUUGAGAAUUUCAUUCCCCAUUUUUUAAAAAAAAAAAAAAAAAAAUUAAAGUACAACACUUUUGGAAAUAAAAUCGAAGAGUUUAAAAUUGACGAAAAAGUCAAGGAUCAAAUAUUGGCAGAAAUAGAACAGUACAAAUUUUCCAUCCCAUCGGAUAAUAUGAAGCCUUACUACUUCAUUUCGCUCAUUGGUUUGGGUUAUUCCUAUAUACAGAAGUUUAACGAAUUGAAGUUGGGCCUACACUCCUCAGUUUCCUCCAGCAAUGUUAUCACACUCAGUAAGUUGUUCAACUUAUUCUACGUGAACGAACUGACGGAUGUGAUAAAUUUGAUCGUUCAAAUUAUUAUGAAUGUUUAUAUGAAUUUUUUUUACAAGAGCAAAAAUUUUAUCAAGGAUCAAAAUAUAAAUCUAACUAAGGAGAAGAAGAAACGCUUUGGGGAAAUGAUUCUAUCAAAGGAAAGUGUAAACAUUGAUCCGCUAGACACGACAAAAGAUCAAUCGAGUAACGAGAGCACAGAAAAACUGAACAAUAGUACGGAAUCCUUCACCGUUCAUGAAUAUUACAUAAACUAUGUAAUAAAAAAUGCUUAUGAUUUUUUUUACACCGUGUUCAAGUGCUCAGAUGAUAAUCCCUGCUUCGUCGAAAAGGGCGAAUCUGCAGAAGAGACGGUGAAAAAGUACCUUAGGGAAAAUUCCUUUAACCAAAAUAUGAUUUGGCUCAUACCUAUCCUUUCAAAUCAUUUUAGAAGCUCUAUAAGCAUCCUGUACAUGAAUGACAAAGACAUUCGUUUGUAUAAGUACCAGGAUGAUAGCGCCAUGAAGUUUAGUAUUCAAAUUUUGGUACAAGAGGGGGAAAUGUUCCUUGUCCUACCGACAUACUUCAUACACAUGAACAUUUUGAGCAUCAUAACAAACACAUUGAUAAAGAACGAAAAUGAUGCCACACAUAAUGAACGAUCGCUCUCACCCUUAUACUCCAAAGUGUCAGGGUGUGUGCUUAUUCUGGAUGAAUCCAUCAAAAGUACGAUAAAUUCGGACAAUUAUUAUAAAACCUAUUUUGAAAUUAUCGAAGAAAAGAUAAACCUUUUUUUGCAGAAAAAAAUGCAUAUAUAUAGCUUGCUUGUAUCCAUAAAGGAAGACAUCCUAAACUUUAAAUACUUUAUAUACUACGAAAAUUUUGUGAAAUUUUUGAAGCUGAUGGAUUAUUUUAUAUCAGUGCUCAACUCGAAACUGCAACUCAACGUGGACUUCACCUUCGAGGACAUCUUCAACUCGCCGAACACUCUCGUCAAGCACUCCAUCAACAAUAUUAUAAACUUCAUUGUGAAAGAUAAUUACAAAAUUUUCGGCACAGAAAUUAAAAGGUUUUACACCAAUAUAUUUAAAAUCCAUGUUCACGAGAGGUAUCAGUCCAGUUCAUUCCUUCGGUUGUUAGACUUCCUCCUCAGCAACAUAAAGACAGAAAUAGACACCCAGAAUAAGCAGAUAGAAAUGUCCUUCAAUUUUAUCGAAAAUAUGCGGAAAAGAAACUAUGUGCAGAAUUUGAAAACUCUUGAAUCCCUCAUCAUAUGCGAACAGGUGAAGAUAAUUUCAAACAUAAUGAAGUAUAUAGAGAUAAACCUAGACAACAUUAUCAACCACAUUGUAUAUAAAUCGGAGAAGAUUAUUGUAGAACACGAAAUGAUCAAUAAGGUGCAGAUAAUUCAUGAUUGUUGCCUAAAGUACGACUUUAACGAAUUGGGAGCGACUGAAUUGACGAAGAAAUAUUUCAAAGAGUUGGAAGAAAAAAAUAUUAAAAUUUCAAAUUACAGCAAAAUUUUACAGAAGCUAUCCGAUGAGGAAUUAGACUACGAAGAUUGGUAUUCAAUUGCAUCGAAAAUUCAGGUGGACUAUUUUAAGAAGAACGAAUUGGUUUAUUUUAAAUUUUUGAAAGAAUCCACCUUUUGGAAACACGGGGCUAAAUAUGUAACCGAAGAAAUUGUGCAGAAGAAACUUAAGGAAAAUAAGCUGUACAUCGAGGAGAAAGACGUAAAGUUGCUUAGCAAUAACAAGGUAACAUAUAGCGAAUAUAAGGAUCUCCUAUUUGAUGUAAAGAUUAUCAGCAUGACGGAGAAGGACUUGGACGCAAUGCUCGUAAACAGAGAGCAGUACGCUAUAUCCAUCGUGUGGAAAUUUUUCAACACUGAAAUUUGCGUUAACGGUAACGACAUUCCUUUUGAGGAUAUCUAUGCCAAGCUGAAAAAUUAUAGAAAGGAUUUAAACUACCUUUCACUGUUAAAGAAGGAAGAUGUGUACAAUUUGUUCAAUGCUAUUGUUAUAUUCCAUCGUCUUGUGGAAUCAAUUGAUGAGCAAACAUUUAACAAGUACAAAAGCUACAGAAUUACGAACAUCCUUUUUGAUGAGCUAAUGAAGAGGGGGGUAUAUAUAUCUGGAGAUUCCCUCAUAACUAAGGAAUAUAUCGAAUCUAUAUUUAAUUACGAUAUGUGGAGGAGGGACAUUAAGCAUGUAAAGGUUAGUAACAUUUUGAUAAGGUCUUUGGUUCCGACAAAGUAUAUUAAUUAUUAUUCUACUGCACCCAUUUUUAAGAUUCUUCGAUUUUUCGUAAAUUCAAAGCUAAACGUACGCCUGGUUAAUGUAUUUUCCUACGUAAUAUACAACAUACUAAAAUUGGGGAACGCCAAAGAUGAUAUCUUCAAGAUAAUUAUGACUGAGGGACUUCUUCUAGGAAGUUUGGAUGUAAUAAAACUUAUCUUAAUAAAACUUAAUAUAUCCCUAGACGGAUUAACAACCGCCUUCACGGCGCUGCUGACAAAUAUGUAUUUCGUGCUUGAGUAUGGAGUGGUGCAAGACAUCAUAGAAAGCAUAGACUACCGCAGGAUGUUCUCAAACCUCUUUUUCUUACUGCACAACUUAGUGGAGGAAUUUUACUUCAAGGCCAUAUUAAACUUCCUUCUGGAAUAUCCAUUUAUAGUAGAUUUUAUAAAAAAAAAUGAAGAGAAAAUUAAAGAAAUUUUGAUAAAUUUUAAAAGAUUCUUCCUCCUAAACUUUGGCACAUAUGUUAAUUUUUUUCAGCACCUCUACGAUAGUAUUGAAACUAAAUUCUUGACAUACAUUAAAUAUUACGCCACAAAAAUUUUAAACAACUUUUUACCUUUCUCAUCAGACUUGAUUGAAAAAAUUACACAAAUAGAGAUGCAGAGGAUAAGUCUACUGGAAUUUAUUUCCUUCAGAGAUGAAGAGAGCAUCAUCCCCAUCUACCAAAAUAUUAUAGCUGUUCUACAGGAUGAAGAUUUUAUGGUUGACCUUAGAAUUUCGACAAUUAAUAAGCAUAAGGAGUAUUUCUCAAGCGAAAAAAAUUUGAAGAUUUCAGAGGCGGAAUUUCUAGACGCCUUAUAUAAUAAGUACCAAGAGUUGUAUCAAUCAAAUGGACCUUCUCACUCAGGAUUGAGUAAAGCGACUACUUCGAAGGCUGUUCCUUCCAAGGUGAAAAGGUCAUCCUUUCUUCAGAAGAAGACCUUACAUUUGAAGAAGAAGAAUAAUAAAAGACUACUCAAAGGGGCACAAAGCAGGUUUGGCAACGUUCCUCCCCCCUUGGUAAAUCAUCUACCCGGAGAUAACACAUCCACUACGGAUGGAUCCGCGUCGACGAUGGAUGCUAAAAAAGUAGUUAAUUUCUCCCUUUGGGAUAACCCCCUCAAGGGAAACCCCUCCAAUGGUAGGCUUAGCCACAUUUUCACGAACAAGAAAUGGACUCGAAGUUCCAAAUCGGAGAAGGGGGAGCAGAAUAAGACAGAUGUACCUGGAUCAGCUACAGGGGAAAAGGAGCAACACAAGAAAAAAAAAAAAAUGAACGAGGAAAAUAAAUCAAAGGAAUCAUUCACAAACAUGAGAACUGAUCAUACACAAAAUAUAUCCGAGGCGUCUUUCUUCGAAAAGAAAAACAAAAACACGGUUAAAAAUUACUAUCUUAUCGAAUCUAAUAGGUACAGAACCCUGAGCUGUUUGGAGAAAAUGUUCCUUCAUUCCUUCGAUAGUAAUUCUAACUUUGGAGAAAAUAAAACCAAAAUAUGCAGCUCACUGUAUAGCCAGAAUUGGACGAAAAAGCUGCGAAGCGUGUCCAUGAAGAAGCUAAGUAACAAGAGUGUAUACACUUAUGGGUAUACACACGACCUGAUCUUGUCGACAAAAGUGAAAGGAGAAAAAUGUGAAGUGCAUUUCAAGCUGAAUAUUGCACAUGAUAAUAAGCAAAGCCUGAAAAACCAAAAAUAUAAAAACGCAAUUGUGGACUUCAACAUUUUUAGAGAGAACAACGAAUUGUGCUUCCUAAUUGUUAAUAGCAGAAAAAGUAGGGACAAAAACGUGUUUGUAUGCUACCAUGCUGAGAUGGUCCCGUUUUAUCGAACCUACGAUCUUUCUAAUUACCUGAAUGAUGUAUUUUCUGAUGUUGAUUCAGACAGUAGGAACAGAAUGAAUGAGGAAAACCAAGAGGCAAAUGAGAAGGACAAGAUAAACACGAAUGAAAUGUACAAAUAUCCAUUCAACAUUAUCGCAAGUGAGGAAGCUGGAGAAUCAAAUGAGGGGCGUAAGGACAUUGAAACAAGGGGGAUCAAUUCGGACGAAUCGCCACAUGUAGAAGGAUUCAGAGGAGGUGAAAAGAAAGGAAGAAAAAAAACCACUGAUAAAAGUCCCCAAGGUAAAAAAAAGGAUAUGAAGGAUGAAUAUUCCACGCCGUUUAAGAAUGACCAGUUGUCGGUCAAAAUCAACACAAGUAGAAAAAAAAUUGGUGCAUUAACCAACACAUUCAACGACACGUUUAAAAAUAUUAGAAGCGGAAUUAACAAAAUCAAGGAUAAAGUGAAGGGUAAAAGAAAAGGGGAAGAGGAAAUAGACGAUUCGAAUGACAACAUAGGGAAAAUUAAAGAUGCACUGAAAUAUUUAACGGAGAAAAAAAUAAUAAAUCAGCUCCUGGAAUUUGAAUAUUUCCAUUCAACCAGGUGGAACUCUAACAUUUUUAGCGUCACCAUAGAUAACAUGAAAGGAAGCAAUGAAAAUAUCAUGUUGGUUCUGGAGGUAGGGGAUUAUAACUUAAAGACCUACUACGAGGUAGAUAUCAAGAACGUUCCUAAUGUGCAGGCCUUGCAGAAGUUAGAUUAUUUCAUCAAGAAAAGUAAUGUCACGGAUAUGAUUGCACAGAGGCUGAAAAAGUACACCAAGCUUAACUUCAUUUUGAAGCACAUUUUUAGGUUUAACCAUGAAAUUAAGAAUGUCUCUUAUAUCAGGUCAAAGGUCGCUGCGGAGAAUGUGGCGGAACCUACAGGAAGUUCUCAGUCAGGUAAGGAGAAUCACCAUAGUGGAAGUCUCACUUCAGAUAAGCAUCUGAAAGGAGACGGAAGCGACGAAAAUGAUGAAGAUGAUGAUGACUCCGAUGAGGGGGAGGAUAGGGAAGUAGACGUAAAGGAAAAAAGUGUUCAUGGACGGGACUCAGAGCAGCCAUUCCAGGAGUACAUAAAAUUCACCUGGUACAAGGAACACAAGAAAGAGCGAGUAGAAGCCAUCUUAGCAGUGAAGGCAAUUAACCCAUUGAAUCUAAAAAACCAUAAUAGCGAAAUUUUAUGUGAAACAGAUUUGGACAUAAGAAAUGUGUUUAAGGUGUUUAAACCACGGAAAAAGGUUGAAGGGAGUGAAGGGGAAGGAAUGGAAAUAAAUGAAGAUGAGACAGAAGGAGGGAUGGAACAGUCAAAGGAGAACACAGCUGCAGAAACAACCGUAAAAAAAUUCACAUCAGAAUUGAUAUCCAAAACAGAUGUAGAACAAAGGAGGGACAAAACGAAGGAAAAAUUCUUCACCGAUUAUGCUACAUAUUUCAGUAAGAUUUAUCCCCUGACCGAUGAAGAAAAUUACUUCAUAAAAACGAGGAUGCAGAAGAAUUGUGCCUUACUCAAGUACAGACUUAUCCUUCUAUCCGUCAUCAUAAUCAAAAGCAAUAAUUUGAGCAACCUGAAAAAGAUGAGUAGCCUCAGCAACCAAUAUUUGAGGGACAAUUACAGGGACUACAAAAAUAUUGAAUUUCAUCAAAAUAAAUUGUUUCGAAAAAAAUAUGUGUACAUAGACAACAAGCACUACAUAAUUAAAAAAAAAUUGGAGUGCCUGAUAGGGUUGGAUUUUUACAAAAGUUUAAGGACUUCUCUUGAGAAGAAAAACAUAUUGCAAAACUUUCUGGAAGACCUUACCGUGGAGAUAUCCAACAUUAACAGGUUCUUCUACAAGUAUUACUACAAUGAUAAUUCGAACAUACACUCAUCUAGCUUCUAUCUGGAUAAGCUGAAAAAUAUUAAGUUUCUAUGUCCCGUGAUAUACGAUUUGAAGAACAAGGAAAAAAUUGACAUAACGGAUACGUCCAAGGUGGACACAUCUAUCAAGCUCCCAAACACAAAGGAAGUAGAAAAUGAAAUAGAGCAGUGCGAAAGGAGAGUCGGUUUCUACGGAAGUAACAUUCUCUCCUUUGGAAAGGAGUUAGACGACUCGAUAGGUAAAAAAAGAAUCGAAAAUAUAGCCAUGUUUUCCUAUGAAUGUGAAAAGUCCAUUUUUAAUGAAAAAAAUUUAAGUGAACUGGAUGAAUAUCACAGAAACUUUUGCGUCAAUGUGUUUGAAAAUGAGUUGGAAGAACGGGAUGAACAAUUUAGACCCAAUACGGAAUGGAUCGAUAUGCUCUAUAAUACCUUUUCCUCCAAAAAGAAUCAUAACUAUACAGGAAAAAACUUCUCAGAAAUUAGAUGCUUUGGAUUUGCUGAUAGGGAUGAAUUGAAAGAAUACCAAAAGAAGAAAGAAGCCAAGUGUAAAGUUACCAUCCUUAAUAGAACCCUCAAUGUGCUCCAACAAUUUAUGGACAAAUAUUACGCAAUAAAAAAGGAUGGAAUAAAUAACGGAAACGCGUACAACGUGUAUGCUCUGUUUAAAAAUAUCUACACAGUAAUGAUAUACAAACUGAUGUACGAAAGUAGGCCAUUCAAACCUUUGCGUGUUCAACAGAAAUUGAGUUUUGUCGGAAACAAAUACACCAAGUUGUUAUAUAAAAAGGAGAAUUACUCAAAAUUCUUGAAGAACAUGUUGGACAAGAGCAGUACGUUGUAUCUCGAAAUCGAGUUGCUUUACAAUGAGCAUGUUUUCCUUAGGAACAUUUCCUUCCCGUUGGAAUCCGUGGAUAUUCUUAUGUUUAACCACAAGCCAUUUAGUGAUGAAGCCUACGGUUAUAGACUGUUAGCUAACCCAAAUGAAAAUAUAAACGAAGGAGAGGAAAACACCAAAGUGUACUCUUUUUUUGUUCUCAUUCUAUUAGGUUAUUAUCCAGAGAUUCAAAAGUCUCUUCUAGAAGUGGCAGAAAAUUCAGACCUGAUUUAUAAACUGCUAGAUAUUAAUGUAGAAGAAGUGAGGAGAAUUAUUGAGGCCAAUGAAAAUGGAAACGAUCAGGAAAAUGGAAGGAACGGAUCACCAUCCUCCUCUUGGGGGUCAACAAGUUUGGAUAAUGGAACUUCAUCCAAUUUAAAUCAGAUGGAUAGAAGUCAAUCCGGAUUUGCUGACAAACUUGCCAACCCCCUUGGAACUUUAUACAAUUUUAUUUUUAGCAAAACGGAGGAUGCCAAUUCUGGGAGCAGUAAUACCUCUACUUCAUCUAUGGUCGAUAGUGCAUGGAGUUCUCCUUGGUUUUCUUUGGAGUAUCCAUCCGUGUCCCCAACUGGGGAUCCCACUUCUACAUCUAACGAGGCAUCUUCUACCCCCUCAUCGAUCAACACGUACGAAAUUAAUGACUUUACCUGGAUGGAGAAGGAACAAAUAGACAGCGUCAAGAGGCUAAUCGUGCAACACGAACUUGUGGACUACUUCAUAAAAGGAAUCAAAUUGAUGAACCUGAAUAGCUACCUCAGAAGCGAUAACUACUUAGAUGCAUUCAAGAAAGCUCUUAAUGAUGAGCUGAAGAAGAAAAAUUUCUAUCACCACUUUAUUAAGACAUCCCCCCUGUUCCACUUUGACUUUUAUAAAGUGCACCACUUGUUGCUCUUCGCUUUUUAUUAUGCAUUCUCGGAUAUUAUAAGGACGAGAAGACAGUACGUGAACCUAGAGUCCAGCAUAAAUAGAAUCAUUGAUAACAAUAAGUCUGUAUAUAUUUACAGAACCCAGACAUACAAAAAUUUCAACUUGGAUCCUGAAAAGAGAGGUAGUCUAAAUAAGGAUCAUGAAGAAAUUGCAAAAUUUAUUUACAACAGAGCUAUACAAUACCGAUACAUCAACAGAGAGAAGUCUGAGCAUGUUCUCUUCACAUUUAGUGCAGAACAAAUAGAUGAACUAAUGAUAAUUUUAAAUAAUAAAAAAAAACAAAUAUAUACUGCUAAUGAUUUGGAAGAAAUUACCGCCUUUGUAGAAGUCAUGGUUGAAAAUUAUAUUUACAUUUUAAAUAAUUACCCUUCCAAUUUUAGCAUAAGUAAACAUUCGUCUUUUUAUAAAAAUUUUAUCAGAAAUGCCAAACAGUACUUUUUUUCCUACAACAAGAAAAAUAAUUUGCUUUACAUUAUCAACCAGAGAGAUGUUAACUACAAUAUCCAGACUAUUAAGCAUCUUAAUGAAAAAUCUACCGUAAUUAACUUGAUCAAGUCUGUCCUAGAAUUUGUCUUCUUGGCUUCCACCAGAUCGUAUACAGUCGACAGAGCCAUCAAGGAAAUCAUAAGUAUUAAUGAGCAACCCACUCUCAAAAGGGGACCUCACAUGAAGCACUUUAAAAAGGUGAAUAUUCUUCCAGGAAAGUAUCACCGCUACGCUUUUCUGCAAAGCACCAAUGGAUCUAAAACUCUGGAUAAAACAAAAUUCCAUACGGCAAAUCCCACCCUUGUGAAAAUGGAACUCCAUACUGAAGAGGAUAACCUAGACACCACUCCGAUCAAUUUAAUGAAAAAAAGUGACAAACGAAGUGGCUGUUGUAGAUGCUGUAAGAAAAAAUGUCUAACUAUACACAAAAGGAAUAAUCCCAAUAUGCGCAUGAACAAUUACCCCAUGGUUUCAGGAGUCAAGGAAAAAAGAGGCGUGUGCGGACCGCCUUGCAAACUUAAGGGGAAUUUUAUGGAAGCUACUCCAAAGGUAACAAUUGUAAACCCAAAGAAGGGUGGAACGCCAGGGAAGAGGCUACCUUGGAAUAAUGCGAUACAUACAUUUUGUGACAAAAAGGGGAGGAAAAUUAUUUACAUGGGUAAUCGGGAGGAAGUGGAGAAGAGGCCCUUCCAAUUGGGUUGCGCAAAAAGGGGAGACACUCACAAUUACGCUUCGGUUCGCAGUCCCAGAGUUUGCCUGAAAGGAGCAACUUGCAAUGAUGAAGUGGAUCAUGGUGGCGAAUACUACGGUGAAGUGGAGUAUGGUGAUGACUACUAUGGUGAAGUGGAGAAUGGUAGUGACUACUACGGUCAAGUGGAGAAUGGUAGUGACUACAACGGUCAAGUGGAGAAUGGUAGUGACUACAACGGUCAAGUGGAGAAUGGUAGUGACUACAACGGUCAAGUGUGUCAUGAUGAGGAGCACAAAACCCAAUUGCCAGACACCCUAGCAAUUGCCAGAGCCAUAGAAUACAAUUUCACCGAACAUGAACAUAAUAAAGACUCAGACAGCAGCAUCCUGGAGAGCCUCUUUGGAAGCAGAAUGAAUAAUAUGUAUUCGAAAUUAAAAGGAGGAGUGUUUUCCUUCGCUUUCUCCCAUGGUUUCGAUUUCUUUUUACGAAAUAGUCUCUACUUUUACAAGAAAAAUUUAAUCUCGAGGUAUAUAACACAUUAUGCAAAGACUAACGUAGUGCAGAGCUUGGAUAUGCUCUUCCUAAUUGUGAGGGAUCAUGAGUUGAAGACAUCCAUCACCAAUACAUAUUCAAUCAAGCACAAUUUGUUCGAUAUAUGCUUAUUUAAUUUCCAGAAUUUAUCCAUAUCACUUAAAAAUAUACUUAACAUGAUCGAUGAAGACAAAAUAGAGAAAAUACUUUCCUACGUCAUUGCCGAGAUCCAUAUGAGGUAUACGGGUAAUGCUCGCUUCAUAGAAAAUAUGAUUAAGAAUUUAAAUAAUGCCUUGUCGAAGAAUAUCACUUUGAAAAAAUUAUUUGGAAAUUUUAUUUCUUACCUCACUAUUUCGUCUAUACAAACUAUUCAGUUGUAUUUUCACUCCAGAUAUAAAAAGAAGUUACUAAAGAUGAUUAUAACUAUAAUGAAUAAAAUUUCAGGUACGAUUUCGAAUGUUUUCGGGGAACCCUUUUUCCAGUCCUACAUGUGCAUGCAUUUGAUAAAGUUGGGUGAGUCCUUCAUAAGGGAGUUUAACGCCGAAAACACCGUGUACCGGUUUUUUAUGGAUGUCGGCGAGAUUAACUUUAUCGACAUUAUCAUUUCCUAUGCAUAUAAGUAUUUCCCCAAGGCCGUUCACGACUUCAUGGGGAACUAA